CCCCGCUGGCUUCGGUCUCGACUCCUCGCAUUCGCCGUCUUCCACCCAGAAAAGCAAAUCGAGGCAAGGUUGCCUACUGACACAUGAUGGAAUCUUCUAAAGAUCAAAAGCAAGUGGAAAAGAACAAGGAGCCUGUCUUCGUACCAGAUGAUGUGGAGGUGGCUCUGAAGGUGGCCCCGGAGGCUCGUGACUACUCAGGAGCGCACGCAAAGAGUGACCCGGCCGAGAUCGCUUUGGUGCGACGCCUUGAUUGGAUGAUUAUGCCCAUUCUGUGGGGCAUGUACUGGCUCAACUACCUGGACCGCAAUGCCAUUGCACUUGCUAGGCUAAACACCCUGGAGGAAGACCUCAACCUCUCGUCGACGGAAUACCAGACCUGCGUCUCCAUCCUCUUCGUCGGCUACGUCAUUGUCGGCAUCCCCGCCAACAUGGUUGUGACCCGCGUCCGACCCAGCCUGUGGAUGAGUUCCUGCAUGGCUGUCUGGGCCAUCAUCAGCGCCCUCACCGCCGUCAGCCACAACUACACCGGCCUUCUGCUCACCCGUUUCUUCCUUGGCAUCACCGAGGCUCCGUACUACCCCGGCGCGCUCUACGUCCUCGCCACCUUCUACACCCGCAAAGAGCUGGCAACACGAAUCUCAAUCCUCUACACGGGCAACAUCCUCGCAACCGCCUUUGCGGGGCUGAUUGCUUUGGGCAUCUUCCAAAUGCAUGGCAUGGCUGGAAUCGCCGGAUGGAGAUGGCUUUUCAUAAUACAAGGCGUCGUCACCUUUAUCCUCGCCAUCGUGGCCUACUUUAUCCUGCCUGACGAGCCUCUCACGACCCGCUGGCUCACCCCCGAAGAGCGCAUCCUGGCCAACGAACGCAUCUUGCGGGACACCGUGGGGAACACAGGCCAAACGACGACCUGGUCCGGGCUCCUCGAGGCUGCCAAGGACCCUAAGGUCUGGCUGUUCACGUUAAUGCAACACUGCCACCUUGGGGCAAACGGCUUCAAGAACUUCUUCCCCACUGCCGUCGAGACCUUGGGCUUCAACGAGACCAUCACCCUCGUCCUGACGUGUCCUCCGUACCUCAUUGCCGGGGCGAUUUCCAUCGCGUGGUCUUGGUCUUCUGGAAGAUUCAACGAGAGGACGUGGCAUAUCACCAUCGCAAAAUCCGUCGCGGUUUUUGGAUUCGUCCUGGGCUGUGCCACAUUGAACACAGGCGCUAGAUACUUCGCCAUGGUGGUCUUCAGCGUCGGGACUUACGCCGUCAAUUCCAUCAUCCUCGGUUGGGUGUCUGCCACGUGCUCCCAGACGAAGGAGAAGAAGGCCUCGUCCCUGGCCAUCGUCAACUGCAUCGCCGUGGCGUCCUUCAUCUGGACUCCCUAUAUGUGGCCCAAAUCCGACGAGCCGCGUUACGUCAUGGCCAUGUCUUCCAGCGCGGUACUCAGCAUCGCGACCGCUUUGGGGGCUUGGGCGAUGCGCUUCUGGCUGAUGCGUGAGAACAAGAAGAUCAGGCGGUCCGAAAACGAAAGUGUGUUGUUUUAUGCCUACUAAAGCUGGUGGUGGCUCUCUGUAUAGGCAGACUUGAGUACCGUUGGCAUCCGUAAUCAAGAGAACAACAGAGUUGGAUGUACGCGACGAC
Molecule: messenger RNA, 1629 nt
Organism: Colletotrichum destructivum
Lineage: Eukaryota; Fungi; Ascomycota; Sordariomycetes; Glomerellales; Glomerellaceae
Product: Putative major facilitator superfamily, MFS transporter superfamily
Exons: 6
Coding region: 84-1541 (485 amino acids)
Biological process (GO): transmembrane transport
Cellular component (GO): membrane
Molecular function (GO): transmembrane transporter activity
Source: RefSeq, a predicted model, not a curated record